Messenger RNA from Symbiodinium pilosum, 1101 nucleotides. The record is from the annotation of a GenBank genome assembly. Lineage: Eukaryota; Dinophyceae; Suessiales; Symbiodiniaceae.
AUGCAGGGAACAGAUAGUGAGCCCUCGGUACUUCGCAGCUUCCAGGGUGCCACAGAUGUGCGGCUUACUUCGGCAGCGCUACUGCGGGGGAAGGACCAAGUGGUGGCCGGGACCCAGGACGGCAGCCUCCUGAUUUGGAAUCUCGCCCCCGGGCGGCCCAGACCGUAUCGGCUGACAGGACAGAGUGGCUCCAUUACCUGCGUCAAGGCCAGUAGAUCUGGCAAAACAUUGGUCUCAGCUUCAACGGAUUCCACAGUGGCCAUCUGGAAGUCGCAGGUCGACAAGAGGCAGGAGCCCGCAAUGCUGAAACUGCAUUUCAGCCCUGUUCGCUGCUGUGACAUUUCCACAGAUGAGCGAUUGCUUCUUACGGCCUCGGAUGACAAGACCGUAAAGCUGACGUGGCUGACGGAGCGAAAGUUUGCGGCAGCCUUCUCUGGCCAUUCGAAUUGGGUACGCUCGGCGGUUCUGUCCUCCACGUCAACGCACAUGAUUUCCGGUGGGGAUGACAAGGUGGUGAAGCUUUGGGACGUGGAGCGCAAGUCUUGCCUGCAGACCUUCAACGAAAGUGCUUCCAGCAUCACCUGCACCCGUUUCGGCCUCGGGGAUCAAGUCAUCAUUGCCAGUUCCUGGGACUCCAGCAUCAAUCUGUGGGACGUGCGCUCCUACGGCAUCCGGCAGCACUAUGGUAGAGCACAUGGAGGAAGCCCCAUCACGCAAGUGGCGGUCCACCCCCGCAGCGACCUCAUCCUUUCUUCCUCCACAGAUAGACAGCUGCGCGUGUGGGAUCUGCGAGCUGGCAGGCUUUGCUCCACUAUCCUCGGACAUGAUCGUCCUGUGCACUCCUGCUGCUGGGAUGAAGCCGGAGAUCAUUUUGUCAGCUGCGACAGUGAAGUCGCCCUCUACUGGUCCUGCCCGCCACUGGCAGCGCCAAAUCCACCUCCUCAGCCAGAGCCGCUGAUGGACGGAACUGAGACCCUGGGCCCAUCCGACCUCCCUGGGCCCGAAGCUACGCUGAAGCCCGGGUCCGCUGAUGCACUUCUUGAGGCCGCGUGGGCUGGACAGAAGGAGGUUCCUGAACCCCCGCGGCCUACUCUGGAAGAG